Molecule: messenger RNA, 411 nt
Organism: Salmo salar (Atlantic salmon)
Lineage: Eukaryota; Metazoa; Chordata; Actinopteri; Salmoniformes; Salmonidae
Source: RefSeq, a predicted model, not a curated record
AGAGGUUUCCCAGGACUGCCAGGUCACCCUGGACUGAAAGGCCUUAAGGGUCAUGCAGGUCUUCUAGGAGCGAGAGGUCAAUCUGGUGCUGCUGGGUCAAAGGGCCCAUCAGGUACUCCUGGUGGAAUGGGGCCCCCUGGUCCUGCGGGGCCAGCAGGAAUGCAAGGGGAGAGAGGAAGGAGUGGCCCAACUGGACCUGUGGGGAAACGUGGUGAAUCUGGACAUAUUGGGAAAGCAGGACCACAGGGUCCUAUGGGGAUCACUGGAGCUCUAGGAUUCCCAGGUAGUCCAGGUAUAAAGGGGCAACCAGGGCCCCCAGGAGCACGAGGGACAGGAGGCCAGCAAGGACAAAGAGGGGAGGCCGGACGCGGGGGAUUGGCUGGAGCUAUGGGAAUUCCUGUGUUUGGCUAA